Molecule: messenger RNA, 566 nt
Organism: Bombina bombina (fire-bellied toad)
Lineage: Eukaryota; Metazoa; Chordata; Amphibia; Anura; Bombinatoridae
Gene: CISD2
Product: CDGSH iron sulfur domain 2
Exons: 3
Coding region: 60-467 (135 amino acids)
Biological process (GO): autophagy of mitochondrion; regulation of autophagy
Cellular component (GO): mitochondrial outer membrane; intracellular membrane-bounded organelle
Molecular function (GO): 2 iron, 2 sulfur cluster binding
Source: RefSeq, a predicted model, not a curated record
ACACCUUCCAGGAAGAGACAGUUUUCUCUUGCUAUUAGUAUCCGGGUGCUGCUGCAGGAAUGGUGCUGGAAAACAUUGCUCGGGUUAUUAAAGUACAACUGCCCGCCUACCUAAAGAAGCUGCCAGUACCAGACAGCAUUGCCGGUUUUGUUCGUUUGACAGUUUCCGAAUGGCUACGGUUAUUGCCAUUCCUUGGUGUUUUGGCAUUGUUGGGAUAUCUUGCAAUUCGACCAUUUCUGCCAAAGAAGAAACAGCAGAAAGACAGCCUGAUUAAUCUUAAGAUUCAAAAGGAGAACCCCAAGGUUGUGAAUGAGAUAAACAUUGAAGACCUGCAUCUUGCCAAAGCUGCCUACUGCCGUUGUUGGCGCUCUAAAACAUUUCCGGUAUGUGAUGGAUCCCAUAACAAGCACAAUGAGCUUACAGGAGACAACAUUGGUCCAUUGAUUCUAAAGAAGAAAGAAGUAUAAUGGAUUUCCCCAAUUACAUUCUGUUUAAUAUUGAGUAACCAAGGUCUUUGCCCACAAAUUUUGAACUAAUAAAAGAAAAAAAUCAAUUUUCAAGGUUAA